AUGAAUGAACAAGAAAACGAAUAUGAUUCGCUGUACGAUGUAAUAUACGAUUAUGACGUUAACGAAGAAUUCCUCAAGGGGAACGACAACAACGUUCAGUCUGCAACACAGGUGCUCAGUCACACAAAAAGUCAGUUAACUGUUAAGGGAGAAAGCGAAAACUGGGCCAAUGUGCGUUCGGGAAAUGCCCACCCAAAUGACGCAACACAUGAUGAAAAUGAAGAAAACGCUUCACCAUUAUCGUCCAUACGGUUAAACGAUAAAAAUGGCGAUUGCGCGUGGAGGGGUGAAAAGGACAGCCAGCUAACGCCUCAGAAGAACACCCCAGACAAUGCUACAGGGAGCGGAAUAAGCUCCAUAAACAUGGGUCAUUUUAAAAAAAGGGAUGAUCUUCCUGUCCUAAAAAGUAGUACACAGUAUAUUGAUAGUGGCAACGCUGAGGGUAGCAAUUCCAAAGCGGCAGCAAGAGAGGAGGCCACAAUUAUGAACCCCGAAACACGGGAAAAUCAUUUGCCAGUUGGUUGUUCAUUAUCAGCUGAGGGAGGAAACACAUCUGCAAAUGGCGCCUCUACACAUGUAGCACAAAUACGCAGCUCCCAAAACUUUAAUAAAGAAACGGACCUCAACAUGAGGAUACUAUCAACCGAUUGGCAGAGUACAUACAACUCGCACGACGUGACUGUAGGCAAGAAUUAUAACAACGUAGUAAACCGUAAAAAUGUAUUAGGAGAAAGUGCCUCCAACGAGCAAGGAAUUAGAGCGGACAGUCCUCAGAUUGAUACGGCAAAAGACGAGGAAACACAUCACAAUAAUGACGUUAUGAUGAAUGGUCGAGGGGUAAAGGAAAAAUACAAAAAACUUAGAUUCGAAGAUGAUAUAUAUAAAGAAAAUGAAGAUGGAAAAGCUGAUGCAAAAAAUGAACAAGUGUCAAAUCAGGAAGAAACAAACCAAUUGGAUGAGAAAACUGCCAUUAGUAAUGACAACAAAAAUGUAGAACACAGUAAUGGUAAUAACACCUCGGAAGAAAAAAACAAAACGGAAAUAAAUUCGAAUAAAAACACAACAACAGAAAAUGAUGGUAGAAGUACAUUCGAAUGUAACAUUUGUUUUGAUGAUGUGAGAGAUCCGGUGGUAACGAAAUGUGGCCAUCUGUUCUGCUGGUUAUGUCUCUCUGCAUGGAUUAAAAAAAAUAAUGAUUGCCCUGUCUGCAAAGCUGAAGUUUCAAGGGAAAAUGUAAUACCUCUGUACGGAAGGGGUAAAAAUAGUAGAGAACAUAAAUAUUCGAAUAUGGAAGAACCUAGACCCACUCCCAAAAGGAAAGAAAGUGUUAGGAGAAAUACUGGUUAUUCUAACAAUUUAGGGUUAAGGGCUUCCUUUGGCGUUUGGGUGAACCCUUUUUCCUUUGGAAUGUCGUACACCAACAUGCCAGAAGAGCCCUACUUUUAUGAUAGCGGUGGUGGUGACAACAGAACCCAGGCAGAAACAUAUCAAGCGGAAGCUGCAUCUUCCUUUUUCUUUUUCCUGGGUUUUUUUCUGUCCCUCUAUAUUUUGUUUUACUCUUCCUAG
Molecule: messenger RNA, 1566 nt
Organism: Plasmodium fragile
Lineage: Eukaryota; Apicomplexa; Aconoidasida; Haemosporida; Plasmodiidae
Exons: 1
Coding region: 1-1566 (521 amino acids)
Biological process (GO): ubiquitin-dependent protein catabolic process
Cellular component (GO): endoplasmic reticulum
Molecular function (GO): metal ion binding; ubiquitin protein ligase activity; ubiquitin-like protein conjugating enzyme binding
Source: RefSeq, a predicted model, not a curated record